This is a messenger RNA of Anguilla anguilla (European eel), 696 nucleotides long. It is a transcript of the gene myl10, whose product is annotated as myosin, light chain 10, regulatory. The transcript is spliced from 7 exons. The record is from RefSeq and is a predicted model, not a curated record. The coding region runs from base 104 to 607 and encodes 167 amino acids. Gene Ontology annotation, cellular component: mitochondrion; cytoplasm. NCBI's taxonomy places the organism in Eukaryota, Metazoa, Chordata, Actinopteri, Anguilliformes, Anguillidae. Gene Ontology annotation, molecular function: calcium ion binding.
GCUCCACUGGGCCAACUGCGGUCGAUAUAUAAAACGAAAGGGGUCACUUUAAAUUGUCCUUCCAGCCUGCGCUAACAAGAGACGAGAUAAGAAGCUCUCCACAAUGUCACCAAAGAAGGCCAAGAAGAAGGAGGGCGCUAGCUCAAAUGUCUUCAGCAUGUUUGAGCAGUCCCAGAUUCAGGAGUUCAAAGAGGCCUUCACCAUUAUGGACCAGAACAGAGACGGAUUCAUCGACAAGAAUGACCUGAGGGACACCUUCGCUGCCCUGGGCCGUCUCAACGUGGGCAACGACGAGCUGGAAGAGAUGCUGAAGGAGGCGCCUGGCGCCAUCAACUUCACCGUGUUCCUCACCAUGUUUGGGGAGAAGCUGAAAGGGACAGACCCCGAGGAGACCAUCCUCAACGCCUUCAAGAUCUUCGACCCGGAAGCGAAAGGAGUCCUCAAAGGAGACGAAAUCAAAUACUAUCUCAUGUCUCAAGCGGACAAGUUCACCGAGACUGAGGUGAACCAGAUGUUCUCCAACUUCCCCCUGGACGUCGCUGGGAACCUGGACUACAAGAACCUGUGCUACGUCAUCACCCACGGAGAGGACAAGGAGCAGGAGUGAGCUCUGCUCGCUUCCUGACCGUCACCACCUGUAAAUAAUGUUUUAACCAAUCCCUGACCGCGGUCACCCCCCCCCCCCCCCCCCCCCCC